Molecule: messenger RNA, 808 nt
Organism: Saccostrea cuccullata (small rock oyster)
Lineage: Eukaryota; Metazoa; Mollusca; Bivalvia; Ostreida; Ostreidae
Product: transmembrane protein 169-like
Exons: 2
Coding region: 115-807 (230 amino acids)
Source: RefSeq, a predicted model, not a curated record
UUUCAAGCAUAUUAGAAACGUUGAUUGCCGUCAAAUUUUCCCGAAUUUACCCAUUGUCUUUAUUUUCAGAUGCAGUAAACGACAUAAUGUCGUCGUUAUGAUAGCAGAUAUGCUAUGGCCUCUGAAUCCAACAAAGAUAAAGAAAACCAAGACAUAGAAAAUGAAAGUACACCUGUCAUUUCAACUGAGGAAGACCAAACAACACUAAAAGACACUGUUACAGAGAAAAACAAUAAAGAAAGUUCCGGUGACAAAGAUCAGGUCACACCAGGUUACCCCCUGCAGCCAAAACCUCCUGUAGUCCGGUUCUCAUCUCACAAGGGGGAUAACUGUGAGCAGGUGGAAGUAAUUGAAUACACAGACACCGAGGUAAUGGACCCAGAUUCAUCAGCUGAUUCCAGUUUAUGCGGGGCUACAGCGGGGCCACAUAUAGCUCUCAUGACUGUACUUUUAAUCCCGGUUGCCUUUUUCCCAUCAUUAACGGUGGCCUUUUACUAUGGUGCCUGGACAUGGUACAACUUGUACAUUUAUUAUAGUGAGGAGAGAACAGUUUGUCAUAAGAUAUUCAUCUGUCCUAUCCUCAUCAUUACCUUCCCUCUAACUGUUGGAUUGAGUUCCUUAGGAAUAGCGCUAUUUGCCGCAUUUAUUCAGAUCUCUUGGUCUUUUUUUAGGUGGAAGAUAGAGUUUUUAGAUUUUGAAAAAGGUUUUUAUGGAUGGUUGUGUUGUAAGAUAGGAUUGCCUAUGUGUUCUCCUUAUGAGGUUUUAGAAUACACAGAUGAUUCAGAACUUCAACCAAUGAGAGCAUGAU